Messenger RNA from Diaporthe amygdali, 417 nucleotides. RefSeq lists its product as uncharacterized. Bases 1 to 417 code for a protein of 138 amino acids. Lineage: Eukaryota; Fungi; Ascomycota; Sordariomycetes; Diaporthales; Diaporthaceae. The record is from RefSeq and is a predicted model, not a curated record. The transcript has a single exon.
AUGGGUAUCCCUUACUCCAGGGAGAUCAACAAGGCGUUCGAACAAGUCACGCCCCUCGUGGCCGCGGGGUUUCAGGUCCUGCAGACGACCAAGGACAUUUCUAUCCUUCUGGCUUGCAUUGAGGUCCUGACUUGCGUCUUCCUCGGCCUCGUCCUUCUCGCACUAAUCGGUGUGAUCUGUACGAUAAACCCCGAGCUGGAAAGGGAAAGGGAUGAGCUGGUGACGCCGCUAGUGAAGUGGUUGGCGAGCUGGAUAUUCUCGUACGGAAGGAUAGUGGGCUGGCUACUGAGGGUUACGAUCGUGUUGACAACGGCCGGUUUGGGUAUCUUCUUUUGGCAGGGGUCAUUGGCUGGGUCGAGUAUACCUGGGACACCGGCAGAACGUGAUGGAGAUGGCAAGGAAGAGGCAUCGAAGUAG